AUGAGAGGAAUGAGGCUGACCAGUUUUGAACCUUCGUGUGCAGCAAGGCUUCGAAGCCUUACGGUGCUAUCUCUGUCCAACAACUCCCUGCGGGACCUGGAGAGCUUCCGGCCGCUGGUCAACCUGGUGGAAGUAAACGUCAACUUCAACGCCAUUACCUCGCUCCACGGCUUGGUUUGCCCUAACUUACGGAGGCUCUACCUCAGCAACAACCUUAUCGCCAGCACCGAGAGGUUCACGGUCUCCUACCCGAAACUACGGACCCUUUGCCUGUUCAAGAACAUGCUGCCGAACCUUGCGUCCGCCCUUGAGCCACUUCGGAGGAGCCUUGCAGACCUGAGGGAGCUCGACCUCGACGGAAACCCUUGCUCGCGUAGCCGAGGCUACAAGCACCGCGUCAUCCGCUGCUGCCCUCGUCUGCGGGAGCUCGACGGGGAAGAGCUGGGCCAGCUCGAUCGUGACUUGUCUGAUCUCUUCUUUGAGGAGCAGAGGAACAAUGCGGUGUGGGACCGAAUGGGAGGUGUAAACGACGACGGAGAAGGAUCCAGCCGUCACUGCCGCCCCGCUACAGCCCCGGCGACAACUGUGUCGAGGAGAUGGGCACGAAGCAAGGGAAAUAACCCCAGCGGAGCAGCCAGGGAGAACCCGAAGCUGCUAGAAGAGGACGGCGAGGAUUUGGGAGCAGCAUUGCAAGGCUCCCUGAAGCUUGGGGAGCUGAUGGAUUUCGCUGGCUGCCUGCCUCCAGGAAAAACUCAGCUGCUCAGAUCCGACAGGCUUAACAAGGACCCACAGCUCCUCAGCUACUUGGCGCAGGGAGUGCUCGCUGACCCCUGUGGGUCGCCUCGGGACGCCGUCGAGUCCCUCCGGCGGAAGGCCCUCGCCCGCUCGACGGAGACACGACGGCGUGCGACCGCCGCAGCAGAACAGCCUCUCGGAGAAGCAGAAGAGGAAGGAAUCAGGGAGGGGGGAAAGGUGCCAGAGGAGGAAAAGGGCUUCGAGGAAACGGGCGGAGAGGGCGAGGGCGAGGGCGAGGGAGAGGGAGAAAGGCAGGGAGAGGGAAAGGGGGCGAGACAGGGAGAGGGAGACGGAAACGGAGAGGGAGAAACGGCGGUGGGGGCAGUGCAGGGCGACAGUGGCAGAAAUGGACCCACUAUCAGGGCAAGAAGGUCUCCGCCGGACACGAGAAGAGUACACAGCAGCGAAGGACCAACCAAAGAAGAGGCGCUGCCCACAAGCCCAGCGCGGAAUCUGCAGCCGCAAGACGAGCUGCCGCCGACCCUACCCUUGCCCCCUCCCCCUCUACCUCCUGCGAACGGCCUGGAUCCUUCGGACCCUUACGCAACGAUAAGAAAGCUUCUCAAGCUCGUGGAAAUCCUUCAGCUCGAACUCGCUCGCGACGACAACAACACCGAAGACCGCCGGUACCAGGAGGGAGCCUUUCUUUGCGGAGACCUCCGAAAAAGAAGCGGCCGCUACGCCGACGGCGACACCACGACUACUACCACCGACCACGCGAAGGGCGAGAACGCCUUCUUCUCCGACAAACGGCCUGGAAACCCUCGCACCCGCGACAGCACGGUGAUUUGCGACGGCGGCGGCGGCGGUGGUGGCGGUUUCCCGUACUUGGGCGCGACGGGCCGGGAAGAACUCAGGCGGUUACGCCUCGAGAACCGAAACAUGCACCUGCUCCUCGUGGAAAACCGGGAGCUGAAGACGCAAAUCCGAGAGGAGACCGCCAACGCCGAGCUUGUCCAGAGGGAAUUGAGAGACAAGCUGGGUAGGGUUGAGGGGAAGCUGGACGAAGUUACCGGGGAGCUCGAGGCGGCAAGAGGGAGGCUGUUGCUGCUUCCGCCGGCGGUGGCGCCGGCGACGGUGACGGAAGAGGCGACAAUUUCGAGCCGGAGCAGAGGGGGCGAUAGCAACACCAUCAUCCCGACUUCGGAGUUGUCUUCUUCUCCGACGAUAGCGACAAUGGACUCGGCCUUCGGCACCGACGUUUCAGUCGGCGAUGAUGGUGGUGGGGGUAGCGAUGGUACUGGUAGGGGGGGGGGUGGAUGCAGUUACAACAGUGGGGGUACCGGUAGGAGCAGGGUGACCCCGUUGGACUGGAGGAGGAGGCCCGAAAAGGCGGUAUGCCCGACGAUGCCGUCCAAGGACGACCUCGGUCAAAAACACGUCACUGCUACCAAGGGGAUGGUGACGGCGACGAAGGGGAUGGAGCAACGCGCGGCACAACAAGGUUCCCUCGAAGAACAGCGUCAUGACUACUACAGCGAUGACGCUACGAACAGUGAUGACGGUGAUGGCGGCGACAAAGAGUUGGAAGAGCUAUUCCGAAGGAACGAAAGGACCAUGCAACAGAUUCGCUGCGACCUGAAACUGCUACAAUCUGACAAAGAGAUUGAGCUCGAGCAUCACAACACCAACAACGCCAGCAGCAACGCCAGCAGCGAUGACAGCGACAACAAAGGUGAACUACAAGUCCACGAGAAACAACAACCACUAAAGGCUGGGGGAGGAACGGCGGAGACCGGCGUUGGGGAGCAACUUCCAUCUCGGAGAACGCCUACACAAGCGCUUUUACUUGGCGGAGACAACAGCCAACGUCGGGAAGGGAUCAUUCAAAUCCCAGGGUCAAUGCUACAACCUCCCCAAGGCGAAGUCUGGGAGAGAAACAGGAGGUACCCGUGUUCAGAGCCACCAUCCGUUUCCGAGCUUUUGCUGCAGCUCCGGCACGACGAUAACGUACGUUCUUCUUCUCCUGCGGUGCGGUGUAGCGAGGACGGCAAUAGGAAGGAGGGGGAUGUCGGCAACAACGCUACCAAUAGCCCCCCCCAUAGAGGACGGUCCACGCUGCUAGGAGCAAGCAGCACAAAGGGAUCGGACGAGGGAGAUUCAACGAGGGGGGGGGGGGGCGGGGGCGGGGGGACGGAGGGUGUUGGUGACGCCGAUACGAAGGGCGGGUUAAUCACUCUGGUUGCCUCGAAUGCCAGGGCGUUGCUCAUGUCAUAA
This is a messenger RNA of Ectocarpus siliculosus, 3012 nucleotides long. Lineage: Eukaryota; Phaeophyceae; Ectocarpales; Ectocarpaceae. The record is from the annotation of a GenBank genome assembly.